Molecule: messenger RNA, 414 nt
Organism: Medioppia subpectinata
Lineage: Eukaryota; Metazoa; Arthropoda; Arachnida; Sarcoptiformes; Oppiidae
Source: the annotation of a GenBank genome assembly
AUCGAUGCCAUCGGCGACGACAUAGACGUGGCUGGAGAGACACACCUGAUCCACGAUCCGGACGGCCAUCACCUCUACGGUGUGACCAACUCUACCCGAAAGGAGGAUCACAUCACUUCACUUAUUGUAUGGGUUGUGGUGACAAUGAUGGCCGCUAUCUUCACGGUCGCGGGAGUUAUCGGCACCGUUUGGAUCAAUCCAUGUUUGGUACUUUUCAGCUCAACAAUGAUCCUGGUGUUUGCCUUAUCCGGUAUAUUUCUGCCUGAUUUUAAUCUAACACUGCCGGAAGUCUCGUCCAACUAUUACCUCCUCGGUCUUGAAAUAGUAGCCAUAGUAUUGUCGCUAUUGUUUGUGAUUAUAUUGAAUCGUUGGGGCGUUAAGAGGAGACCCGCCCGUGAAAAAGUUGUUGAUCAG